This is a messenger RNA of Eubalaena glacialis (North Atlantic right whale), 1554 nucleotides long. RefSeq names its product dehydrogenase/reductase 11 (gene DHRS11). The record is from RefSeq and is a predicted model, not a curated record. The transcript has 7 exons. NCBI's taxonomy places the organism in Eukaryota, Metazoa, Chordata, Mammalia, Artiodactyla, Balaenidae. Gene Ontology annotation, molecular function: oxidoreductase activity. The coding region runs from base 180 to 947 and encodes 255 amino acids.
CAGGCCACAGUGGAGGCAGGUCCAGGCGCAGCUCUGACUGGGGCAGGUCGGCGGCGGUUGCCGCGGUGGUGACAAGAGAGUGGCCGGGCCCCUACGACCCGGGGCGGAGCUCUGCGAUCCAAGUGCUCGGCUCCCCAAGCGAGGUGGGCGGGCGGCUCGGGACCCUGGCCAGGGCCGGCAUGGAGCGGUGGCGUGACCGGCUGGCACUGGUGACGGGAGCCUCGGGGGGCGUCGGCGCGGCCGUGGCCCGAGCCCUGGUCCAGCAGGGACUGAAGGUGGUGGGUUGUGCCCGCACCGUGGGCAACAUCGAGGAGCUGGCUGCCGAAUGUAAGAGUGCAGGCUACCCCGGGACUUUGAUCCCCUACAGAUGUGACCUGUCAAAUGAGGAGGACAUCCUCUCCAUGUUCUCGGCGGUCCGCUCUCAGCACAGCGGUGUGGACAUCUGUAUCAACAACGCUGGCUUGGCCCGGCCUGACACCCUGCUCUCAGGCAGCACCAGCGGUUGGAAGGACAUGUUCAAUGUGAACGUGCUGGGCCUCAGCAUCUGCACACGGGAAGCCUACCAGUCUAUGAGGGAGCGGAAGGUGGAUGACGGGCACAUCAUUAACAUCAACAGCAUGUCUGGCCACCAAGUGCCACCCCAGUCCGUGGCCCAUUUCUACAGUGCUACCAAGUACGCCGUCACUGCGCUGACAGAGGGGCUGAGGCAAGAGCUUCGGGAGGCCCAGACCCACAUCCGAGCCACGUGCAUCUCUCCAGGAGUGGUGGAGACACAAUUCGCCUUCAAACUCCAUGACAAGGACCCUGAGAAGGCAGCUGCCACCUAUGAACACAUGAAGUGUCUCAAACCUGAGGAUGUGGCCAAGGCUGUCAUCUAUGUCCUCAGCACCCCGCCACACGUCCAGAUCGGAGACAUCCAGAUGAGGCCCACGGAGCAGGUGACCUAGUUUCCUGUGGGGAGCUCCUCCUUCCCUCCCUGCCCCUCAAGGCUUGGCACCUGCCUCUGGAUUUGGGGUGUUGAUUUCUGGACCCUUGGAUUCCACUUCCUUUCCCCACCCCCACCAGGGGCUGGAAAACUUGUUUGAGGUUUCAUAUAAUCUUGUCAAAUUGUUUCCACCAAAUUUGAAAAAUGGGCAGGGGAGAGGAGGUGGUGUCCCUGAUUGUUUUACCUGCUGAUUCAUUCUUGGUCUCCGUUUUGGGCUCUUUGACCUUUGUUUGCUGUCCUUGGUCUCUUCCCUUUGACCUGGAAAGGGACUGUGGCCAAAAGUGGGGCUUUCCCCUAUCUUCUUGCACCCCACCCCCGUCCCUUCAGGAUGAGGAGGCAGAGGGAAGCCCUCACCUUCCAUCUGAAUGGCUUUCGGGGCUCUGGGCUUCCUCCUUUCCCUGCAUCCCACCCCUCACCCCAUCUAUUCCCCAUCCCAGUUCUCCAGCCCCACUGUGGCUUCUCAGUCCCCGGUGGGGUCCUCACUCCACUCUAUGGCAGCAGAGUACCAGGGCCUGCCUCCCAUGUGGGUUUCACUGUGAUCAUUAAAAAAGAAAAACUGUGACAACCUA